UUCGGAUUCUGCCGUCAACAUGAAGCCCACCAGUGUGAAGAUGAUUCACUCCCUUUGUAAGGAUGGAGGUGAAGGGAGCCCUUCUAAUCCAGUGAAAUUCAAAGGCCAAGACUUUGAGCAUCUCAGGGCAUCUCUGCUGAAAGAGAAGAAAAUAUUUGUGGAUGAAACUUUCCCACCAAACCUGGAUUCUCUGGGGGAACAGGAAAAUAUCUCAGCAAAGAAGCUCAAAAUUGUGGAGUGGCUCCGCCCACUUGUAAGUUAACUGACUCUUUGUCUAAAACUAUUGAAAGAUGGUGUUUUACAUGUUUGUGACCUUUUAUAGGACCUUAACCCAGAUGCAGAGUUUAUUGUGGAUGGAACUUCAAGGUUUGACUUCAGCCAGGGGGACGUAGGUAUGAACUUUGAAGAAGUAGGAGUGCUUUUGUCAUGUAGGUUGACUGUUUGUUGCAGAAUGAGUCUUGAAAGCAGAGGUGAUUUGAUUUAAUGUUCUCUCUGUGGUUUUCUUCAGGUAACUGCUGGUUUUUGGCAUCUAUUGGCGCUCUGACUCUGCAUAAGCCAUUGCUGGCACAAGUUGUACCUUUUGAUCAAAACUUUGGAAACAACUAA
Molecule: messenger RNA, 606 nt
Organism: Xyrichtys novacula (pearly razorfish)
Lineage: Eukaryota; Metazoa; Chordata; Actinopteri; Labriformes; Labridae
Source: the annotation of a GenBank genome assembly